This is a messenger RNA of Strongylus vulgaris, 170 nucleotides long. NCBI's taxonomy places the organism in Eukaryota, Metazoa, Nematoda, Chromadorea, Rhabditida, Strongylidae. The record is from the annotation of a GenBank genome assembly.
AUGAAAGAAAACAAAGAGAAGCGAACAAAACUGUUGAAGACCCGUGAAGAGAGGAGCAAGCGUGACAUUACCACCUACAUGCUUGUUUUCAUGGUUACGGUAUUUCUCAUUACCGAAUUGCCUCAAGGCGUUAUGGCUGUACUUAAUGGUGAGUUAUGCGUUUUUUGAUU